Phasianus colchicus (ring-necked pheasant) is the source of this 1881-nucleotide messenger RNA. RefSeq names its product leucine rich repeat, Ig-like and transmembrane domains 1 (gene LRIT1). Gene Ontology annotation, cellular component: endoplasmic reticulum membrane. NCBI's taxonomy places the organism in Eukaryota, Metazoa, Chordata, Aves, Galliformes, Phasianidae. Gene Ontology annotation, molecular function: protein binding. The record is from RefSeq and is a predicted model, not a curated record.
AUGUGGAUCACCGUGAGUUUGCUCUGCUGCUUGGUGCUCGGGGGGCUGCCGUGGGCAGGCACCUCGUGCCCCUCGCAGUGCAGCUGUGCCUUCCACAGCCUCAACGAAGGGACGAAAGCCAGGACAGUGCUGUGUAAUGACCCAGAGAUGACCCUCACCCCCGUGAACAUCCCUGUAGAUACGUUCAAGCUUCGAAUAGAGAAGACAGCCAUCCGCAGGGUGCCAGGGGAAGCUUUCCACGCUCUUCAUAACCUGGAGUACCUCUGGUUGCCCUAUAACUCCCUGGCCAGCCUCAGCGGGAUCACCUUCAAGGGCCUCCGUCGCUUGCUGGAGCUGAGGCUAGAUGGAAAUGACUUAAUAUCAUUUCCCUGGGAAACACUGUCUGACAUGCCACAGUUAAGGCUUCUGGAUUUACACAACAACGAACUUACCUCAAUCCCUCCAGAUGCUGCUCGUUACAUCAAGAAUAUCACGUACCUGGACCUGUCUAGCAACAAACUGAUGACUCUUCCUCAGGCUCUUAUUUCUACCUGGGCCAACCUGCAGGCGGUCCCUUACUUUCCCAAUGAUAACUCCAAGAUCAUCUUAGGUUUGCAAGACAAUCCUUGGGUGUGUGACUGCAGUCUGUAUGAAAUGGUCCAUUUCCUGAAUUUCCAGUCUCCCAACAUAGCGUUCAUUGAGCCCAGGCUGAAAUGCUUCACACCCCGCAGCCUUGCAGGAGUCUUCUUCAGCCAAGUUGAGCUAAGGAAGUGUCAAAGCCCUGUUGUACAUACGUCUGUAGCCAAAGUAAAAACCAUCCUGGGCAGCACUGUGCUACUGCGAUGUGGGACGACAGGGGUGCCCAUUCCCGAGCUCAGCUGGAGAAGGGCUGACGGUGCUCCUCUAAAUGGCACAGUGCACCAAGAGAUCUCUAGUGAUGGGAUGAGCUGGUCUAUCCUGGGCCUGCCUGUAGUCUCUUACCUUGACUCUGGAGAGUACAUUUGUAAAGCAAAGAAUUUCCUGGGGGCAACAGAAGCAUUCAUAUCCCUCAUCAUCAUGGACUCGGAAAGCACGGAUGACCCCAACUCCAAUGCCAAAGGCACGUGGAGUGGGAAGGCAAGCGGGAUGGAGGCAGCUGCCUACAAUGACAAGCUAGUGGCAAGGUAUGUUAUCACCACCUCCACCAUGCCUACCCUAGGGGCUGGAGCAGGAACCGGAGAGGAUCUCCUCAUCCCCGCUGGAGCACAAGAUAGCAACCCCCAAAACCUACUGGUGAGCCCACCUACUGGUCAGCAGGAGCCAGAGCGAAUUGUGAGAUCUGUCAGAGUGAUAGGAGAUACUGACCAGAGUGUCACCCUGGCCUGGAAGGCACCUCUGGCAAAGAACACGACAGUGUUCAGUGUCCUCUACGCUGUCUUUGGAGAGAGAGACAUGCGUCGGAUCAAUGUGGAACCAGGGAAGACCAAGGUCAGCAUUUAUGGGCUGCUACCAAAGACCAAAUAUAUAAUGUGCGUCUGCGUGAAAGGGCUGAUCCCCAGGAAGGAGCAGUGCAUCAUAUUUUCCACAGAUGAAGUUGCUAGUGCAGGAGGGACCCAGAAACUUAUCAACGUGGUUGUCAUCAGUGUGGCUUGUGUCAUUGCUGUUCCUCUGACACUGGUGGUCUGCUGUGGAGCACUGAAGAGACGCUGCAAAAAGUGCUUUGUGAGGAAACCCAAGGAAAUUCAGGAGUCCUAUGUCACCUUUGAAAGUCUUUCUCCUGGGGCCAAGGUGAAAGGAGUGGAAGGAGAAUACUUGACUAGACAUACCCCCGAUGAGUCUAACAGGCUCCUCUCUGCCCGAUCCAGUGUGGACUCAGAAGCAAUACCAAAGAUAGAGGGGCAACCAAAUGAAUACUUUUGCUGA